Symphalangus syndactylus (siamang) is the source of this 8160-nucleotide messenger RNA. It is a transcript of the gene TTPAL, whose product is annotated as alpha tocopherol transfer protein like. NCBI's taxonomy places the organism in Eukaryota, Metazoa, Chordata, Mammalia, Primates, Hylobatidae. The record is from RefSeq and is a predicted model, not a curated record. Gene Ontology annotation, cellular component: membrane. Gene Ontology annotation, molecular function: phosphatidylinositol bisphosphate binding.
ACUUCCGGCGCAAGGGGCCGGGCUGGCCGGGCAGGGAGUGCGGGUCGGUUCUGCGCGCGCUGCCGGACGAGGCUCCCGCCGCCGAUUGACCCGCGCUCCGCCCGCAGCCGGGCCGGAGAUCUGACUGGCACAUAUUCCCGACUGCCACGAUAAGUUACAUGGGUAUGUGGUAAAAAAUUCAAACAGUACAGUAAAAAUCCUCUUUCUCAUCUUAAAUCUUCACUUGUCCAGUUCUGUUCCCUAGAGAUAACCAUUGGUAAGUUUCUUACAUCUCCUUCCAGAAGUUUUGUGUGCAUUCACAAGUGUGUAUAUUUAAAAACGUGAUUUUCUCUACACUUUUUUAACAUGUCAAUUCAUAAGGAUCUGCCUAAUUCCUUUUUUGUUUUUUUGUUUUUUUGAGAGGGAGUCUCGCUCUGUCGCCCAGGCUGGAGUACAGUGGCACGAUCUUGGAUCAUUGCAAGCUCUGCCUCCCGAGUUCACGCCAUUCCCCUGCCUCAGCCUCCCUAGUAGCUGGGACUACAGGCGCCCGCCACCACACCUGGCUAAUUUUUUUUGUAUUUUUAGUAGAGACGGGGUUUCACUGUGUUAGCCACCGUGUUAGCCAGGAUGGUCUCGAUCUCCUGACCUCGUGAUCCGCCCGCCUCAGCCUCCCAAAGUGCUGGGAUUACAGGCAUGAGCCACCACACCAGACCCCCAAUUCCUUUUCAUGACUGACUAGUACCCCAUUCAUAUGGUAAUAUUACUUAACCAGUCUCCCCUGAUGGGCAGUUAAGGUGUUUCCAAUCUUUUAUCAUUAUAAUCAAUACUUGUGAAGGCCAUGUGCAUAUUUUGCAUAUACAUACAAGUAUAUGUCCUAGAAAUGGAAUUGCUGACCCAAAGGGCAUGUGGGUUUACAUUCUGAAGACAUUGACAACUGCCCUCCAAAGAGGCUGUCAAUUUAUACUUCCAGCAGCAGCAAGCAUAUCAGAGUACGUUUUUUUAUUUUUGCCAAUCUGAAUCUCAGAGUUGUUUUUUUUUUUUUUUUUUUUUUUGAGACAGUCUUGCUCUGGCUGGAGUGCAGUCAGGUGAUCUGCCCGCCCCGACCGCCCAAAGUGCUGGGAUUACAGGCGUGAGCCACCACACCUGGCCUCAGAGUUGUUUAAUUCACAUUUAUUUAACGAUGAAUAAGGUCGAGCACCUAUUAAUACAUUUAUAAGGAAGGCCCUGGUGUUUAUUAGGGAGUGUAUAGUCUGCUGUAGCUGCUGCCUGCCUCCCUGGGGACUAACGGCAGCCAGCUUGGGGUCAGACUUGCGUGUAUGGUUUAGAUCCAGUUCAUUGCCCCCAGUUGAGAAACACUGCCCUGAGGUUACUCGGCUUUUACAGAAGUGUUCCUGUCCCCUACACUGUGCUGCCCUGGGAUUUGAAAUAAGUACUUGUUAACUUUGCUUAGGGCUUCUCUGUUGGCAGGGACCCUGGUAGCUAAUGUCAGAAGAAAGUGACUCUCUGAGAACCAGCCCUUCUGUGGCCUCACUCUCUGAAAAUGAGCUGCCGCCACCACCUGAGCCUCCGGGCUACGUGUGCUCACUGACAGAAGACCUGGUCACCAAAGCCCGGGAAGAGCUGCAGGAAAAGCCGGAAUGGAGACUUCGAGAUGUGCAGGCCCUUCGUGACAUGGUGCGGAAGGAGUACCCGAACCUGAGCACAUCCCUCGACGAUGCCUUCCUGCUGCGCUUCCUCCGAGCCCGCAAGUUUGAUUACGACCGGGCCCUGCAGCUCCUCGUCAACUACCACAGCUGUAGGAGAAGCUGGCCCGAAGUAUUCAAUAACUUGAAGCCAUCAGCCUUAAAAGAUGUCCUUGCUUCCGGGUUCCUCACCGUGCUGCCCCACACUGACCCCAGGGGCUGCCAUGUUGUCUGCAUCCGCCCAGACAGAUGGAUACCGAGCAACUAUCCAAUUACUGAAAACAUCCGAGCCAUAUACUUGACCUUAGAAAAACUCAUUCAGUCUGAAGAAACCCAGGUGAAUGGAAUUGUAAUUCUUGCAGACUACAAAGGAGUGAGUUUAUCAAAAGCAUCUCACUUUGGCCCUUUUAUAGCCAAAAAGGUGAUUGGCAUCCUCCAGGAUGGUUUCCCCAUUCGGAUAAAAGCAGUCCAUGUUGUGAAUGAACCUCGAAUAUUUAAAGGCAUUUUUGCCAUCAUAAAACCAUUUCUAAAGGAGAAAAUAGCAAACAGAUUCUUCCUCCAUGGGUCUGACUUGAACUCUCUCCACACAAACCUUCCGAGAAGCAUUCUCCCCAAGGAGUAUGGGGGCAUGGCUGGAGAGCUGGACACUGCCACCUGGAACGCAGUACUGCUGGCUUCAGAAGAUGAUUUUGUGAAAGAGUUCUGCCAACCUGUCCCUGCCUGUGACAGCAUCCUGGGCCAGACGCUGCUGCCUGAGGGCCUGACCUCAGAUGCACAGUGUGACGACUCCUUGCGAGCUGUGAAGUCACAGCUGUACUCCUGCUACUAGCCUGUCCCCCAGGGUCACCAUCUUUAAUUCUUUUCCUUCUUUUCUUUGGAGGCACAAGAAUUUAAGGAUCCAAGGAUUCAGUCUUGCUCCUUGUAAUUAAACUGCAGGAUGGAGGAACAGCCUGUGAGAUAUGAGGGUGAGCACAUUUUGGGGUAAGCCUUUGGUUACUUGAAUUACUCCAUGGAAGACAUGGAAAAUGUCCCCACUGAUUCUUAACAUUUGGAAUCCCAGUCUGCAACUAUUAAUCUGGAGGCUAUAUCUGUUUUGUUUUGCUUUUUGGUUGGAGGGUGGUGAUCUGGUUCUUACACAUCUUGGAAGCAAGAAAAAUCAGGACCAAAGUCACUUUGAUCCCACUUUUCCAGGAGAAAAACAACCUGUUUGGCCAGUGAGAACUACUUGUAUGAAAUAAUUUGGCCAAACCUGCAGUGUGACCAAAUGUGAGACUGGGAGUUUGUUUUUCACAGGAACCCUAAGUAUAGACCUCUGCUGCUCAUCAGGAACCUUACUGGAGAUCAAGGCCCCAGCUGUUGUCACCGGGUUUGGAAAGCACCUUAACUGAAUCAUGUAAGCAUCAGGACAUAAGCAGCACUUUGUGGUUAAAUGUGGAAGCCAGAGACUUCAAAGCACCUCUGGGACCCAUUGGUUGACACUUGCAAUAGAAACUUAAGUUUUCCCAAAUCCAUAAAGCCUUAGCCCUGGUUCUCAAUAGAAUCAGGGACCUAGCAGGAAAUGAUUUUACUCAACCUAAAAUGCUGGAUUCCAGGCCCGUGUAGCUACAAGAAUUCUGGCCUGGAUCCCAGGUGUGCAACUAUGGACAAGACAUGGGCCUCUACCUUCUCCUCUAUAAAAUGAGGCUGGAUGAAAUGUCAGCUAGGGCCGUUUUGGCUGCUGAGGCUCUGGGAUUUGGUUUAGUUACUGAAUGUUAGAUUUUCUGCCUGGAAAGAUAACUAUCUAGAUAGAAGUGGUUGGAUUCUGUUUUUGUUUGUUUGUGGUACACGUGUCUUUCCAAGAGAGAUGUGUCAACAAUUAGCCCUGCCUUUAAAGAAACUAUUAUAUGUAUUUCUGGGGCUCACUGACACCAAUUUUCUUUUUAUAGUGAUGGUUAAAUUUUGAAAAGAUGGCUUUUGUGAGGCCAGGUAAGGUGACCAGGAUCUUGUAUGAUGAAUUCCUUCCAUCCCUGAGACUCUGGUACUAUAUUGUAAACCUGGCUACAGUAGUUAAUUACUUGAGAUUCUUAAAUUUUGGUCUCUGGGCCAGGUGUGGUGGCUCAUGCCUAUAAUCCCAGCACUUUGGGAGGCCAAGGUGGGCGGGUCACGAGGUCAGGAGUUCCAGACCCGCCUGGCCAAGAUGGUGAAACCCUAUCUCUACUAAAAAUACAAAAAUUAGCUGGGCGUGGUGGCGGGCUCCUGUAGUCCCAGCUACUCGGGAGGCUAAGGCAGAAGAAUCGCCUGAACUCAGGAGGUGGAAGUGGCAGUGAGCCAAGAUCGCACCACUGCACUCCAGCCUGGGUGACAGAGCAAGACUCUGCCUCAAAAAAAAAAAAAAAAAAUUUUUUUUUUUGGUCUCUGGAAAUGAACACAAGGGCAGGUUAUUGCUGGGUCACUUCUGGGCCCCCCUGCCCUCCCAGCCCCACUUGAGUUUCUCUCUCUGGUGUGGGUGAACCAGUCAGCCUGAAUGUUAUGCAUUUUAGCACUUUAGAACCUCCCUGUCAAGAUUUUAGCCUUAGCCCAAACAUCAAAUUAGAUGGUUCACAUGAUGGUUUUUGACCUAUUUCCUUUCUAACGUAUUCCACAUGAUCAUGGUGUUAAAUAGUGGAAAGUACUGUGUUGUGUGUACACCUUCUCUGUGCAUUUAUUAGACUAACCAGUCAAGGCAGACAGCUCAAUUAGGGAGAAAACAAUACCCUGGACUUUGAAGGCCAGUCUGUUGUUACUAAGCUGUUUAUCUCUAUUGCCUUUUUAAAUGUCUGGAUAAGUUGUUGGUGGAAAUUAAGUUACUUAACCUCAUUAAUACCAAUUCUAGAGAAACUUCUUUUCAGCAUGGAUAGUAACCCUGGAUCCUCUAGGGUCCUGGCUGAGCUGGGAGUGUCAAAAAGCACUCCUGGCUGCUUCUGGUUCCAUCUGACAAUGAUGUGACCCACACUGCUGAAAAGGCCCAAGUAGGGCAAGCGGGAUGGCUAAAGGAGGGAAGGAGGGGGUUCAGAACCCAGUGGCCUGGAUGGGAGAACUGGGUGGAGGCUUCCCCAAGAGGGAAGACAGAUAAACAAAACAAAACAAAAACUGGGUAAAGAGGAAUGAAUCACUCAGCCCUGAUGUUUCAAUUCUACACUGCAUUCCUGGCCAGUCGCAUUUGUUUUAAUGUAGGCAUGGCCAAAGAUCUCCUAGAGAAUUAUCGCAAAGACCAGAAGGGACUUGGAGAGGCCUAUUUCUUAGGUUUUUCCAGUUGGACAAGGAAGGAGUGGUUUCACUCAGCUUCUAGGAGGUGGAGCCUAAGUUUAUCUGCCUCCGGGAGCUGCUUGCUUUGUUUUGGCUCCAAAGAGGUAUCAAAUAGUUUUGACACCUCAGGAAACUUGAACCAAGCUGUGAAACCAAGACCUCCCUGGGUGAAAAUCAAGGUGGUCUCCUUGUGGCUUCACCAGGGUGUUUGUGUCAGGCCGUCUCAGCAGGGUGGGGAAUGACCAGCGAGGGAGCACAGUGAGCCUUACUCAGCACUGCGGAGCGCAGUGGUGAGGCAAACACAUGAACCUCAAGAACUGGGAGUAUGUUCCUUCAGGGAGAAGUUCUGGCCCAUUGCACAAACACUUGGAAAUUAACUUUUCCCUAAAUUCAAGGUAGUGUGGUGUCGGAAGGAAAUGGGACAGUAAAUUAGGAGAUGCGGGCUCCACCUUUACCUUACUACGUGGCCUUGGAUGAGCUGGCUGAACAUCCCUGAGUGAUUCUAUGAUAGAGAUCUAUACUCCAAACUUUAUUCCUGGUAUCUAGUUGGCUUCACUGCCACAGAGACACUGUACUCUGUCUUUUUAGAAGUUUUUUUCCUUUUUUUCCCCCUCAAUUGGCUUGUUAUUUAGUAAAUUUAGGUCUGAAUGAAUUGGUACCUAAAAGCUUCCAAAUCUAUACAUUCAGAAUAUGGGAAUUUUCUUCCUCUUCUUCCCCCAUAUCCCAACAUGGAAUUCUGGAAAACUGUGCCUCUUCCCCUGUUCUGCCUUCAUGGGGGAAGAGACUGGAUGAAAUCUACAGAAACAGCCAAAAGUGCCACCCUGGCUUCAUGUCUUGAGUUUCUAACUUGCUCUUGGCAAAGGUCACUUUAUUUUUUAAUUUUUUUCCUUGCAUUUUCUUUUUAUUCUGUUGCUGCUGCAAAAAUUAAGGCAAAAGUAGCUUUAGAUCUUUCAUGUUUCAUCCUGGUUUCACAAGGAGUCACUUAUCUUAGGAGGUCUGUAAGUCAGGUUACAAGGCCGGGCGCGGUGGCUCACACCUGUAAUCCCAACACUUUGGGUGGCUGAGGUGGGUGGAUCACCUGAAGUCAGGAGUUUGAGACCAGCCUGGCCAACAUGGUGAAACCCCAUCUCUACUAAAAAUACAAAAAAUUGGCUGGGCAUGGUGGCGGGCGCCUGUAAUCCCAGCUACUUGGGAGGCUGAGGCAGGAGAAUCACUUAAACCCAGGUGGCAGAGGUUGCAGUGAGCCGAAAUCGUGCCAUUGCACUCCAGCCUGGGUGACGAGUGAAAUUCCAUCUCAAAAAUAAAAAUAAAAAUUUAAAAAUCAGGUUACAAAACACUAUUUUUCCAGAAAUAAGACAAUAAUAGGCUUUUCUCUGAAUUCCUUUAUAUUGAGCCUUUCCGAAUUCUCCCUGGGUGGGCAACUUCUUUAAAUAGUAUUUGACUCUCGCCGGGCGCGGUGGCUCACGCCUGUAAUCCCAGCACUUUGGAGGCGGAGGCGGGCGGAUCACGAGGUCAGGAGAUCGAGACCAUCCUGGCUAACACAGUGAAAUCCCGUCUCUACUAAAAAAAUACAAAAAAUUAGCCGGGCGCGGUCGUGGGCGCCUGUAGUCCCAGCUACUCGGGAGGCUGAGGCAGGAAAAUGGCAUGAACCUGGAAGACGGAGCUUGCAGUGAGCCGAGAUAGUGCCACUGCACUCCGGCUUGGGCAAAAGAGUGAGAUUCUGUCUCAAAAAAAAAAAAAAAAAUUGUAUUUGACUCUCAGAUCAAUCAUGGAAUUUUUUUUUCAUUUGGGUAGCAAAAGCUAGAGUACUGCUGUGGCGAUUAUAAUACUUUUAAAAAGUUUUACCAUUUUAAAGUUGCCAACAUUUAAAAUUUUCCUUUGAAACCUCCUUUAAUUUAGGGAGUAAAAUGUUAGCUAAACCAAUUAUAUACUAUAUACUAUACACUGUAUCUCCUGUGGCCAUGAGAGGUGUGGCUAUACCGAACAGAAACAUGUCUACUGUUCAGGAAAGAUGUCGGUUCUGGUAACACCUCUCUGUAUUGGGAUCUGUUAAUUUUGUAAAUCUAAAUUCUUCUGCUCUUGGCCAGGUGCAGUAGCUCAUGCCCUGUAAUCCCAGAACUUUGGGAGGCUGAAGGGGGACGGAUCAUUUGAGGUCAGGAGUUUGAGACCAGCCUGGCCAACAUGGUGAAACCCCAUCUCUACUAAAAAGUACAAAAAUUAGCUGGGUGUGGUGGUGCUUGCCUGUAAUCCCAGCUACUUGGGAGGCUGAGGCAGGAGAAUCGCUUGAACCCAGGAGGCAGCGGUUGCAGUAAGCCAAGAUUGUGCCACUGCACUCCAGCCUGGGUGACAAAGCAAUAUUCCGUGUCAAAUAAAUAAAUUCAUUCUUCUGCUCUCCUGACUUAGAGAAAUGGUUUGCUUAAAAUGCUAGUAACAAACAUCAUCACAGUCAAUAGGAGCUUGCUUCAUGGGAAGGAUCAAUGUGAUUUGUGGAUGGAGAUGAUAGUGAUGAAAUUCCUGUUUCAUAGGGCUGUUUUCCUUUUUUUUUUUUUUUUGAGACGGAGUCUUGCUCUGUCGCCCAGGCUGGAGUGCAGUGGCGUAAUCUUGGCUCACUGCAAGUUCCGCCUCCCGGGUUCACGCCAUUCUCCUGCCUCAGCCUCUCUGAGCAGCUGGGACUACAGGCGCCCGCCACCACGCCUGGCUAAUUUUUUGUAUUUUUAGUAGAGACGGGGGUUUCACCGUGGUCUCGAUCUCCUGACCUCGUGAUCUGCCCACCUCGGGCUCCCAAAGUGCUGGGAUUACAAGCGUGAGCCACCGCGCCUGGCCCAUGGGGCUGUUUUUCUUUUCAUCUCACUGGGCAGCAGGUUUAGUGAGGCAGUGAGAUGCUGCUGCUGUGGAUUCUUGUAGCUAUGCCUGGGCUUCGUGGCAUAUCAGGUAGGAACCUGUUACAAGUGAAAUACUUGAAACCUCUCUGACCAAGAGCCUCUGAUGGAGUGGGAGGUGAGCUAAUUUUCUGACCAGCUUGGGGCACUGUUUCAGCCACUGGUCACAUUCCUUGCUUCAAACUGAAAUUCAGUUUGGCUUUGAGUAUAGGGAUACAUGGUGGAUUCAUGUACUUCAGUGUUUGUUUUGACCAAAGUUUAUUUUUCUAGUGCAUUUUCUAAGUCAAAGUGGUGAAAAUAAUGUAAAUUUUAGUAUGCAUGACUGAGUCUGAAACAAUAAAAAUCUCUGAAAAAUG